AACUUUGAAAUCGGGAGAAUUUGGAGAGAGAAAAAUGGCAAGAGCAGCUCUGCUUCAUUUGGUGCGAUCUCGAACCAGUUAUCUCAAACACACAGGUUUUCAAUCAGGUUAUCAUCUGGGUCGGGUUGGACAGUGGAUGCAGGCUCCCAGCGCCAAAAUUGACACUAACUAUACCAAGCCAUUUGCUGCUCUCGGGAAACGAUGGUUAUCUCAGUCCACAGUAGCAGAAAAUGACAAGAUCAGUAUUGGACCUCAGAAAGGUGGAGAAAUGGAAAAUGGAGAAAAGGAAACCGGGGUUGUUUAUUAUGGCCCUAUAUCAAAUACUAUCAAGAAAGUGAAGCUUCUCUCUCUUUCCACCUGCUGCCUCUCCGUGUCUUUAGGUCCUGUGAUAACUUUCAUGACGUCUCCCGACAUGAAUGUUAUCUUGAAGGGUGCAGUGGCAUCUUCUGUUAUAUUCCUAAGUGCUUCGACUACUGCAGCUCUCCACUGGUUUGUAAGCCCUUACAUUCACAAGCUCAGGUGGCAACCUGGUUCAGACAGCUUUGAGGUGGAGAUGAUGACGUGGCUGGCAACUUAUGUUCCUAAAACAAUAAAGUUUGCAGAUAUCAGGCCACCAGAGACCAAUCGGCCUUUUGUGUCGUUUAAGGCUAACGAUCAGUUCUAUUUUGUUGAUGCAGAGCACUGUCAUAACAAGGCAUUGUUAGCUAAACUUACUCCGCAAAAACGAGCUCAUGAAUCAGCUUUCAAGAAUUUAUGAUGAAUGAUACUAUCUUGUCUUUUUGUCUGAAAUUCUGCUGGAGUAAUUUUUUUACUUCUGUUUUUAUCACGCUGACAAUUGCGUUGAAAAGUGUAAGAAUGAUAUAUUUGAGGUGAAGUUUUUAGCCUGAAUUUUAGUCCUUGUUUGAACCA
Molecule: messenger RNA, 909 nt
Organism: Olea europaea var. sylvestris
Lineage: Eukaryota; Viridiplantae; Streptophyta; Magnoliopsida; Lamiales; Oleaceae
Exons: 2
Coding region: 35-757 (240 amino acids)
Biological process (GO): mitochondrial proton-transporting ATP synthase complex assembly
Cellular component (GO): mitochondrial membrane
Source: RefSeq, a predicted model, not a curated record